ACCACCACCACGAGCGAUCCUACUUCUACCACAAACACUACUACUCCUACCACACUCUCUCAGAGUCCCAGCAAACCUUGCCAAGUGGAUCCCUGUGAGGGUGGUUCUUCAUGUGUUAAUCUGCAUGAUAGACGUUUUUGCCUGUGUUCAGAAGGGUUUUACUAUAACUCUUCUACAUGCAAUAAAGGAAAGAUAUUCCCUGGUACAAUUACGGUCAAAAUAUCAUCUACAUCCGGCUUGGAAGAUGAAAAUUCUGUGGCUUAUCAGGAAUUAUACCUUAAAAUUACUACAUUUUUUAAAAAUGCAUUUAACAAUACUGAUUACGGACAGACUGUAAUUCGUAAAUUAAGCACAUCUCCUUCAGCAAGAUCUGAAAUUCGUACUGUUCAUGUAGAAGUAGUAAACAUUUUUAUAGAAACUACAAAAGAAACUGAAGAAAACAUAUCACGUACCAUUGAAAAUGCAAUUGCAAACAGCCCAACUGAGUUUACAGAAUACAUCAAGCAAGAUCGGUGUAAUUAUUAUGGUUGUGAGAAAAAGAAUGAGCAAGAUGACUGCGCCAGUGGUUUACUAUGUCAGUGCAAACCGGGGCUGCAGAGACCGAGCCCACAGAUCCCUCUGUGUGUUGCUUUGGGUCCAAAGUGUCCUGGUAACUGCAGCACAGAGAACAAUAGGCAAUGCCUAGUGAAGAACAGUGGGGAAGCUAACUGCGUGUGCCUGCCAGGCUACAAGAAAGAUAAUCGUGGGAUCUGUCAACCGUGUGCGUUUGGCUACAGCGGAGUUGAUUGUGAAGACUCAUUUCAGCUGAUCCUCACGAUCGUGGGCACCAUUGCUGGCAUCCUCAUUCUCGGCAUGGUGAUUGCACUCAUCUUCUCAGUGAGAUCAAAGAACAAAAGCAGGAAUGUGGAAGAAGAGAACUUGAUUGAGAACGAUUUUCGAAAUCUGAAACUGCGGGAGACCGGCUUUAGCAAUCUAGGAGCAGAUGGGAGCAUCUUCCCUAAGAUCAGGGUGAACCUACCCAAAGAGAGUCAGCCACAGAAUCCCUACAUAGUCCAGGGUGGUCUACCCCGCGCAGACUAUUAGAACGGUAAAAAUUAGGAACCAUCCACCCCUCAACCCAACAUAUGAGCUUUUAUUUUGAGUGUUUCAAAGACUGAUGGAGAAGGGAGCAGCCAUGAAGAUCUGGCCUUUGGUAUUUCCCUUCCAUCCAGCCUCUCUGAAUGGGAGUUGUGACUGUUUGCAAUGAAUACAGCUUG
Balaenoptera ricei (Rice's whale) is the source of this 1256-nucleotide messenger RNA. RefSeq names its product mucin 13, cell surface associated (gene MUC13). The annotation marks the transcript as partial. The record is from RefSeq and is a predicted model, not a curated record. Lineage: Eukaryota; Metazoa; Chordata; Mammalia; Artiodactyla; Balaenopteridae. The transcript has 12 exons.